Molecule: messenger RNA, 6831 nt
Organism: Rattus norvegicus (Norway rat)
Lineage: Eukaryota; Metazoa; Chordata; Mammalia; Rodentia; Muridae
Source: RefSeq, a predicted model, not a curated record
CUCCGCACCCGCCGCCGCCGCCCUCCCUCGGCUCGCCGCGUCUCCCGGGCCGCGUCCGCAGGCUGAGCCCAGGCGGGCCGCGGCGAGCACCCCGCAGCUCCGCGCCCCCACCCGGCCCGGCUCCCAGCGGAAAGUUGGGCUGCGGCGGGCUGCGUUCGGGAAAAAGCGAGGCGACAUGAGGGGGCACCGAGGGGUCGCCUAAGACACCGGGAAGGCGGCGCCGCGCGCGGGGACAACUUCGCCCCGGGCGCGCAGCCCCCGGCCGGGCUCGCGGUGGUUCCUCCCGUCCCUCGGCCUCCCCUGCCGAUCGCGACGCGGACCUUGGUCCUGGCGGCUCCGCGGCGGUGACACGAGCCCGCCUCAGCGGCCGCCUCAGUCUCCUGCCGUGCCGCCACCUUGCCCGCACCAUGGAGUUCUCGGAGAGGAAAAGAAGCAGGAAAUCCCAGAGCUUCAAACUGGUGAGCCGAGAUUAUCACCAUGAGGUGUAUAAAAUCUCAGAAUUCAGCAACGAUGUUAAUGGGGAGACCAAAGAGACACAACCCAUGUUCUUAGGAGACGGAAGCAUGGAAAUUAAGAAACAAAUUACGGGGAUGAGAAGAUUACUGAAUGACCGUACCGGGAGGAUCUAUCAACGCGUCGGCAAAGAAGGGGAAAAACUAAAAGAAGAGCCCCAGGAUGUGGAUUUAGUCUGGCCUCAGAGAUUGAACUCCUCCACCGAGGCCCCGCAGGGCCUCCACCCUCCUUCACGUGGGGCGUGGAAUGAACUACCAGCCCAAAGCGGGCAGUUCUCAGGGCAGCCCGGUCCACGUUCUAGAACCUUCCAGAGUCAGCCCCACAUCUCUGCAAGUUCCAAUGGGGAACUUCCAGGGGUGAAUUCGACGGCCGGAUCCAACUGCUGCACUUGUAACUGCCAGUCAACCUUGCAGGCCAUUCUCCAAGAACUCAAGACCAUGAGGAAAUUAAUGCACUUUCAAGCAGUUGGAACUCAAAACAGACAACAACCCCCAAUUUCCCUUGUGUGCUCCCAGCGAACCGCCAUCUCACGCAAGAGAAAUAAAAAGAAAAAGGUGCUCCCGAAGGCUGUGGAACCCAUGACUACUGUGAAACCAAAGCCUAGUCCCUCGGAAACUGAGAAGAAGCCAGCAGCCGUGGCCGCAAGGCCACCUGGUCUCCAAGCUGCAGAGUGCGCUUCCGCUGAGGAGAACCACAUCUUGGGAUUUGGCAUUGUCCUCAAAUCGCCGUCCUCAGAUUUAACACAGAAUCCAGACCUAAGUUACACAGACUCGAAAGCAGAAACUGAAAGCCAAUUCUGAAAUUCAAAUACGCGACUUGAAUUCACGACACAGUGCUCUCUGAGACCAGUCUUACGCUCACAGCUGUUGGACGCCAGGUUCGUUGAUCACUGUUUCUCAGAGCGGGUAUCACGCCUGAGCUACGUUAGUUUUAUGUUUGUCAACGGUUGACUUCUGUUUUGUUUGGUUUGCUUUAUUGAACCACUCAGAUAAGCUUCAAAAACCUACUUCGUAAUUUUUAACCAUAGAAAAUGCUUUUAUUCGAUGGAGUUAUCAUAAACACUCUCCACUAAUUCCAGGUUGCAUAAAUUCUGACUGAAGACAAAGGAUGACUGACGACCCAUCGGUUUGAGAUAAUUUUGUUAAUCCUGGUUUCGUAUGCUUCUUAAGUGAUUUUAAACGCACUGGUGCCUGCAACAAAAAUAGCUCCUUAAUUCAAUGUGCUUUCCUGAUAACAUCUUAUCUCCAUAGAUAACACAUUCUGCUAGGAUCAAUUAAGGUAGAUCACGGAAACCAUUUUCCAUUUACUUGUUGACAUUAAGGAGUAUGUGCGUGAGAGCCUCAGUUUCUAUGGUAGGCACUCGGGUUCAAAUGCUUGCCUGGUUAUAUUAGUCGGAUGAUCUUUUAACAAGCUCCUCCACCCCUUGGUACUAGGUUUUGCGGGUGAAACUUUGGAAUAAUGAUGGGAGCCACUUCAUGGAAUGAGAAAAUUGAUAUGUUCUGUGUUUCCCUAGAGCAUAGACUAUAACAAGUAACAAGUAUCAAUUAUAUCACUACUUUCCAGGGGGCUCUAAAGAGAACGUAAUAGUCUUUGCUCUUUAAGGAAUAUGUGGGAGACGUUUGCAAACAGCACUUGCAGUGUCAUCGGAUACAAAGCCCAGUCCGUCAGAAUGUCUCCAGAAAACUGGGAAGAAUGGUACUUCUCUACCUGGAAGGUCAGAGAUAAGAGUCUCACCAUGGGCAUCUUCUCAGAGGACCAAUUUCCGUGGAGUUAGGGGAGAAGAAGCUAGGCGGUGGGUGGUGUUAAAAUCUUACAUACUGUCCAUUUAACUCAAUCGUCUUGAACAUAAAUCAGGCCUUAAUGUUCAGAACCAUGAUUUAUUACCUGAGAAGGAAAAGGCUAACCCCAUCUCCGAAAGGCUAGAACCUCCCAUUAUGCAAAUGCAUGGAGAGACGUUUAAGGGACCAAAUUGUCUUUUCUAAAAUCUCAAUUCUACCAAAUUUUAUCAGAGAAACAUAAAAGAAUUAGACCUCCAAUGAUUUUUUUCCCCUAGUCGGUAGUAAAUAUAUGCUGUGAUCAUUACACUUGCUUUUUUUCAUAGAAAUUGUGUUAAGCACUUUUAAUACCGGUCUUAACGGAGUGCAGCCAGCGGCAUCCGUUGUUAGCACUGGGGAUUCUCAGUUCAGCUACAUCCGUAGGCCUUGCCUGUGCCGAGCUGACAGCAGUAACAGACAGAGGCUGAGCCAGCCAGAGUCAGCCAGUCAGAGUCCACCCUGCCCCAGAGUCAGCUGAUCGUGGGCCAAGUGCCAGGAGGUCCGGUUAAGAAAUGGUGAUGGUAAAUCUACUGGGAGCAGAUUUGAUUUGCAGGAUACAAUGUUAAUUGUUCUUAUUUUAAAAAAAAGAGAGAUAACAUUUAUGAGCAAAACAAAAUCAGUACAGGUUUUGUGUGUUUCAGACUUUUUUCUUUUGGGCAGUGGUGGCCCAUGCCUUUAGUCCCAACACUUGGGAGGCAGAGGCAGGCAGCUCUCUUUUUGAAGCCAGUUUGAGGUCAGCCUGGUCUACAGAUCAAGUUCCAGUAUAGCCAAGGCUACACGCACACACACACACACGCACAAAACCCUGUCUCAAAAACCCAAUAAUAAUAGUAAUAUUAAUAAUAAUAAUAAUAAUAAUAAUAAUAAUAAUUUUUCUUUCAUUAUACAUUAUACAUUAUAGUAUUGCAAACAGGCUGCCUAACAGUAUCUUUGAAAUAUCAUUAUCAGUCCUGCGUUAGGCUUUGUGGGGGCAGAAAAUCCAUCUUCCUCAGCAGAACCCAAUUGUUCAUCUGUAGUUUUCUUUAAGGCUCCAUCCCGAGCCACUCUGAGACUUGACCAGCUGGCCCUACUCCCUGGUCCUCACCUCACAUCACCUAAAGCAAACAGCCUUGUUCGUGUGCAUGUGAAUGUGAGUCUUGCACAACUCGGAGCUGGGAGAAUCGUCGUGUAUCACUUAUUAAUUUAACAGUUGCUAACCUGGCUCUAAUGCCCACUAAAAGCAUCUGUGCACUCCUUUCCUCUUAACCAUGACUGACUAUGUAGUUUGAUAAUUGUCUGACUGUAAUUUUGGACGAUUGCUAUCAUAUAUAAAAUAGCCUGUAUCAGAUGUGUCCCCUGACUGACUCAUUUAUGUGAUCUCUUUAGGCGUUUUAUGAUACGUUCAUAGGAACUCUCGGGUGGCAGGGGACUAGGAGGUGUCUUUUCAUUUAUCUUGUUGUAAAAUCUAUUGCCUAAAGUGCUUCCAAGCGAAAGGAACACCACACCGGAAAUACAAAAAAAUAGCAUAGUCAGUAUGGCUGUCCUUGGUCCAGGGACAUUUUCAAGAGCCUAGGAGUCAGCAGUUUUCGCUCCCAGGACAUCACCAGCGUGAGAUGAAAUCACACAGCUUGAGGCAUUCCCAGUGCUGAUCCAUUGCACUCAGUGGCCAAGGGACCUGAAAUGAGCGGGACACCGCAUGGUGGGAAUUCAUAGUGAACCCUGAAAUUAAUGACUGCAAACAUUGUGCAUUGUCCCUGUAACUCGGAUGUCACCGUUUACACAUCUUUCAGCCACACUAGAUGCUGCAAAUUAGUUUAUUAUCUGCCUUGGCUUGAAUCAAGUAGCGAAUCUGCCGAGGAAAGCCUAGAGCAUUUUUUUUUACAUUGCUUAUUUAGAGAAGUGUUUGUUUUCAUAACUGCUAUCAGUCAGCGGAUCUCAUUUAAACCUCAGCCGAUCAACAACAACAACAAAACAACAACAACAAAAAGAUAAUGAUGCUACAGCUGGAGAAAGUGUUUUUAACCUGAUUAUAAAUACACACGCAGAGCUGCGGUUCAUUAUACGGCAAUAACGUUCUGUGAUUAUGCUUAUAAAGCAGACUAGACGGCAAGAUUUCAUAGUGAAAACAAGAUAAUUAGUCUCUUUUUUUUUUUUUCAUGUUUUGGAGCAUAAAGUUAGCUCCCCUCCCCUCUUCCUUUUCCUUAAAAGGAAUUGGCGCUUUGUGUCCCCUUUACACACGCCUUGGUACCCUGUCGUUACCUGCUAAGAAGUCUGAACAGAAGUCAGGGAGGAGGAUCAGGAUGACCACUUCCUCUGUAGAAGGAAAGGAAAACCCAUGCUGCUGUCUGUGCAGUUAAUCAGUCUGUGUUCUCCUCUGCGAGGUGCUUGCAGGUGGGGGGUGGGGGUAGGGGGGUUCAUGUCCUCAAAGUGGAAAGAUCAACUUAAGAUAACAGCAUUGGCCGGGCACUGGGAGAUAGAACAAAAGCAACAACUUCAGCCACCGAUGGUCCCUCUGCAGUCACACGCCAUGCACUUCUAGUACCAUCAGAGGCCUUGGCGCCACAGAAACCUCCAGGUGUCUACUUUUAGGCACUGUAACAGGUGCCACAAAUAAUAACCACACCGUGGCCUCCUAACUCUUCUCGUCAAGGCCCUGUUAAAGUGCCAUCUCAUCCUUUUCCCAGCCUGCAUAUUCUCAAUCCCUUUCCUCCACAUCCCCGGGAGCCAGUCCUGUCUGACAUUAGCACUGACUUGCUCUCCGGUAGUGUUCCUCUCACCAUGCAGUGUGUGUGGUGGUAUUCACGUCCACCGUGGCUGCAGAGACAGCCUUGAAUCCCUCUCCACAGAAGGGCCUUGGUAAGUAGGGACUGAAUCAGGUGCUCACCUCCCCGUGGAUCCAGCACAUGUCAUUCAACGGUGUGUGCCUGGCCACAGCAUGGGGCUGGCAGACCACUUCCUCUGUGGAGGGAAAGGAAAACUCAGACCUAGUCACUGAAUUCCUCCAUAGCGUUUUGUUUAUUCUGAUACAUAUCUGCUGGGUGCUGACUGGAUCCUUAGCAUGCUAGAUAUAAAAGCUGUGCACCCCAGCUAGAUAAAUGCAGGGCAGAAAGUGCUGUAAACACACUGCAUAGAAAGUACCCUGCACACAUCAAGAAGGGAGUGGCUAGUUCUGCCUGGUGUUCUACUCUGGUUUCUGAAGAUAGGCUGCAAGCCCUCCAGGGAAAAUUUUGGAAUUCUCCAAAGUCAGGUGCCUGAGUUUUAAGCACCCAGGGCUACAGAAAUGAAACAAACUGCAGUUCUAUCUUUGUCUUCUCUUGCGGCUUAAGAACUCCUGUAACCACCCUAGGUGGUCAAAUCGCUGUAGGAUACACUUGGUGGAGAGGGUUUUAAUAGACUCUACCUGAUACAGGAACUCCUACCAAAAAUCUGAGAUCAGUUCACUUGGAAUCAAAGUUCACAGGAUGUACGCAAUGUAAAACCUUCUGUCAGAUUAUGAUGGUAAAAUUCUCCCCAUUCUAACCAUUCCACAUUGGGCCGCUUGGCAGGUGUUCCCUGAGCGCUUGCUGUGUGUCCAUCCGUUUGCAGGAAUUAGGAGUUCCGCCUCUGGCUCCUGUCAAGUACUUCUAGACCUUUGACCAGCAAGCAGCAAGAUGCAAAAGUCAGGGGAAACCUGACAGCACUGUGCUUUUCAGUGGUAUUUACCAGGCAUUCAGAAGCCAAACAUUAAAUGGCAAAGCGGAACAGAAGAAUGAGGUGACUUUCCGGAUAAUCCAGUCCAAAAUUCCAUUUUCCAGGAGCAAGGUCCAAACACCUUCCUUAGCUGUCUGAGUGAUGUAGGCUAUGCUCUGGAUGCCCUUCACUCUAUAGUGUGCUGGGCACACUGUAGGACAAACAAAAUAAGUGAGCUCUGUUAACCAGGAGAGACUCUGACCCCAGCUCCUAAGGGGCUGCUUUUCAGAGCUGCACCUAUGACAUCUGGGGACUGACAGCGUGAUUGACAGCACACACAGCGUGGGUUCAAGGUCCUUUGUCCUUUCACUGUGACGAAGUCUGCCCCUGCCAUUUCUGUUCGCUCACAUUGUCACCAUUUGUAGGCUUUCAUUGGAGUAAACCAUUUUAUACCUGAUAGAAGGAGCGGGGACCUGUGAGGACAGUUCCUGCAUUUGUCACCUUAGGUGAAAGAAAUUAUUUGACAUUUGAAUUAUCUUGAAGUCAUUUUUUUGGCACAAGCUUUUUUUAGGCCUUAGUUUCACCGUUUAUGGAAACUGGGCGGUUGCAUCCAGGCGGUUCGUGUCUUUUUACCUAUAGGCCUGUGUGAUGGCCCAGCCUUCUCUGAAAUGUUUGCAUGACUCAAAUCGUGUAAGCCUUACUGUUGGAGUUAUCGUGCCCCCUUCUGUGAGUUAUAAGUGGUCAUUGGUUUUGUAAAUUGCAAAAUCGGGCACGCAGAGCUGAGACUAUAUAAUUCAGCCGCUGAUUUCCUCCCCCCCCCCCCCGCACUUAUGCCCAAAGGAAACUGCUCCACAUC